Molecule: messenger RNA, 1206 nt
Organism: Cladophialophora carrionii CBS 160.54
Lineage: Eukaryota; Fungi; Ascomycota; Eurotiomycetes; Chaetothyriales; Herpotrichiellaceae
Exons: 2
Coding region: 1-1206 (401 amino acids)
Biological process (GO): phospholipid metabolic process
Molecular function (GO): phosphatidate phosphatase activity
Source: RefSeq, a predicted model, not a curated record
AUGGCACCGCCGGCCAAAACCAUCAACAGCUUCGCUUCAGGCGUGAGGCAUGUCUCAAAACGCCUGAUUGCAUCUUAUGUGAUUGAUUGGAUUCUGAUCCUAGCAACCGCUGGCGUCGGGAUUGCCUUGUCAAAAAUCCACGGAAACAAACACCACUUCUCCCUUCAAGACCCAAACAUCUCCUUUCCCUAUCACGAUGACACCGUCACCGUCCCUGUUUUGAUAGUCAUAGCGGUCAUCGCGCCUGCAAUCAUCACAGCAGCAAUCUCCUUACUGUUCGUCCCCGGUCCGACCGCCGACAGGACGACCCCGAAAGCAUUGAUCUGGCGCAGAAAGCUCUGGGAGUGGAAUGCAGCAUGGAUGGGCCUCGGUGUUGCGCUGUCAGGCGCUUUUGUUAUCACCGAGGGUCUGAAAGACCUCGCGGGCAAGCCUCGACCCUUCCUGCUGGCUGUGUGCGACCCCGACUUGAGCCCUGAAUCCAUACGCCGAUAUCAGGUUGGCGGAUUCGGCACGUCCUUGGAAUCUGCUGUCCCGAUUGUCGUCGACUGGCGCAUCUGCCGACAGACAGACCAAGGCAAGCUGCGUAACGCAUUCGCUAGCUGGCCGUCCGGCCACUCCAGCUUCAUCUGGGCGGGCAUGCUCUACCUCUGCUUGUUUGUCUGUGCCAAAUUCGCCGUCCAGAUCCCUUUCCUGUCGCCGGGCUCUGACAGUCUGCGAUACAUCUCGACGUUCGAUGAAGAAACAGACGGCGACGCCGGAGCGAGAAAGAACUCGCAUUCGACCUCCUCUUCCCGAAUCCACCCCCCUCGCAAUCAAGCAGCAGCGCCUCCAAUAUAUCUUCUUAUCAUUGCAUUCAUCCCUAUUGCAACUGCCUUGUUUGUUUCAACCUCUCGUUGGUUCGACUAUCGCCAUCACGGGUUCGACAUCAUCUCGGGCUCUAUCUUGGGCAUAUUCACUGCGUGGCUCGGUUUCCGGUGGUACCAUUUGCCCAUCCAAGGAGGAUCUGGGUGGGCCUGGGGCGCUCGUAGCCGAGCUCGUGCGUUCUGGUUGGGUGUUGGACGCCCCGGCUAUGUGGGAGACGAAGGGUGGGAGGCUGCAAGGAUUGACAUGCACCCUCGCGAUAUGCAAAGCCGCAGAUUCGUCACAGGACCUGGUUUGGCUGAUCAGCGGGAAUCAACAGAAAUGACUGCCUCAGAUCGAGUCUAG